CGUAACUACCAUGCACCCCCAUCUCCAAAUCCCUCUCCCAGUGUGACGCUGUGUGCAGCUCCUCCCGUCUUCAUUGGUUCACUCCUUAAGGUCUGAACCAGAGAAUUCAUACAUACACACACACACACCCAUACGUAUAGAAGAAUAAAAAGGGAUUCGAGGAAUAAGCCAAAAAAAGAAAGAAGAAAGGAUGAAACACCACCAUAAUUUGACCUCCUCCGCCGCGGAGACGGCGGUGUCUUCAUCGGCUUACCAACCGCAGCCUUUCGUACAGCCGCCUUCAUCGGUGAGGGCGUCUCCGUCAGUGCCAUCAUCGCCCCUGCCGUCGGAGAAACCCGUGACGGCGGCUGAGGAUCCUGCAGCUGCGAGGGAUGCAUCAUCGGUGACCACAACGGCGUCAGAAUCUGUGACGGUGGAGAGGCGAGGCGAGUACGCUGCCGUGUGCAAAUGGGCCAUCGCGAAUUUCCCGAGGAUCAAGGGUCGGGCACUGUGGAGUAAGUACUUCGAGGUUGGCGGCUAUGAUUGCCGCCUGCUUGUUUACCCUAAGGGUGACUCCCAGGCUUUGCCUGGUUACAUAUCUAUCUACCUGCAAAUUAUGGACCCUCGCAAUGCAACUUCGGCCAAGUGGGAUUGCUUUGCUAGCUAUCGCCUGGCCAUAGAGAAUCCAACCGAUGCCUCCAAGUCUAUCCAUCGUGACUCUUGGCAUAGGUUCUCCUCGAAAAAGAAAUCCCAUGGCUGGUGCGAUUUCACACCCUCAAACUCUAUCCUAGACCCCAAGUUAGGGUUUCUAUUCAUCAAUGAUUGCCUCCUUGUAACUGCUGAUAUACUAAUUCUGCACGAAUCUGUUAGCUUUUCACGUGAGAGCAAUGAAUUGCAGUCAAGUUCCUCAUCCAAUGCUGUGAUUACUGGUCCUGUUGGGGAUGUUUUGAGUGGGAAGUUUACUUGGAAGGUGCAUAACUUUAGCUUAUUUAAAGAAAUGAUCAAAACUCAAAAAAUCAUGAGUCCCGUUUUCCCAGCAGGGGAGUGCAAUUUGCGGAUUAGUGUGUAUCAGAGCUCAGUGAAUGGGGUAGAGCACUUGUCAAUGUGUUUAGAGAGUAAAGAUACUGAGAAAACUUUAGUAUCAGAUAGGAGCUGUUGGUGUUUGUUUAGGAUGUCUGUGUUGAACCAGAAGCCAGGUAUGAAUCACGUGCACAGGGACUCCUACGGGAGGUUUGCUGCUGAUAAUAAGAGUGGGGAUAACACGAGCUUGGGGUGGAAUGAUUACAUGAAAAUGUUGGAUUUUGUGAGUUCCGAGUCAGGCUAUCUUGUUGAUGACACUGCUGUGUUUAGCACCUCAUUCCACGUAAUUAAGGAGCUAAGUAGCUUUUCAAAAAAUGGCGGAGUAUUUGGAGCAAGAAUAGGGAAUAGUUCUAGGAAGUCUGAUGGGCACCUGGGAAAGUUCACUUGGAGGAUUGAGAAUUUCACAAGGUUGAAGGAUCUUUUGAAAAAGAGGAAGAUUACAGGUCUUUGCAUAAAAAGCAGAAGGUUUCAAAUCGGUAAUCGGGAUUGCCGGCUUAUUGUUUACCCUAGAGGUCAAGCGCAACCACCAUGCCACCUUUCUGUAUUCCUUGAAGUCACAGACUCACGAAAUACUAACAGUGAUUGGAGCUGUUUUGUGAGCCAUCGGUUAUCUGUUUUGAACCAAAAGAUAGAGGAGAAAUCUGUAACCAAGGAAUCUCAGAAUCGCUAUUCUAAAGCGGCAAAGGAUUGGGGCUGGCGUGAAUUUGUGACACUGACCAGUCUAUUUGAUCAGGAUUCUGGAUUUCUUGUUCAAGACACUGUUGUGUUUUCUGCUGAAGUCCUCAUUUUGAAGGAGACAUCUACAAUGCUAGACUUUAAAGAUCAGAAUGAUGUGUCAGGUUCCCAGUUGAACAGAGUUGGGAAAAAGAGUUCUUUUACAUGGAAGGUGGAGAACUUUUUGUCUUUCAAGGAGAUAAUGGAAACAAGAAAAAUAUUUAGCAAGUUCUUUCACGCAGGUGGAUGCGAGCUCCGAAUAGGUGUUUAUGAAUCUUUUGACACUAUAUGUAUAUACUUGGAGAGUGAUCAGUCUGGUAGCGAUCCUGAGAAGAAUUUUUGGGUUAGCUACAGGAUGGCUAUUGUGAAUCAGAAGGAUCCUUCUAAAACGGUAUGGAAGGAGUCUUCAAUCUGCACUAAAACAUGGAAUAAUUCUGUACUUCAAUUCAUGAAGGUGUCAGAUAUGUUGGAAGCGGAUGCAGGAUAUCUACUACGUGACACCGUUGUCUUUGUUUGUGAAAUCAUGGACUGCUGCCCUUGGUUUGAUUUUUCUGACUUGGAGGUAUUAGCUUCUGAGGAUGAUCAGGAUGCUCUGACUACUGACCCCGAUGAGCUCAUUGAUUCAGAAGACAGUGAAGGAAUAAGUGGAGACGAGGAAGACAUCUUCAGGAAUCUUCUUUCCCGAGCAGGGUUUCACUUGACUUAUGGAGACAAUCCUUCACAGCCUCAAGUUACUUUGAGAGAAAAGCUUCUCAUGGAUGCUGGUGCUAUUGCCGGUUUCUUGACCGGACUUCGUGUAUAUCUUGAUGACCCUGCUAAAGUGAAGCGUUUGCUCCUUCCCACUAAAAUAUCUGGCUCUAGUGAUGGAAAGAAACUCAGUAAGAAUGACGAAUCUUCUCCCAGUUUAAUGAACUUGUUGAUGGGGGUAAAAGUUUUGCAGCAGGCAAUUGUUGAUCUGCUUUUAGACAUAAUGGUGGAGUGUUGUCAACCUUCAGAAGGCUGUCCUGGUGGUGAUUCUUUGGAAGGGAGUUCCAAACCUUCUCCAAGUGGUAGUGUUCCUACUAGGACUACCAGUCCAUUAGAGAAUGAUAGGGCCAAUGGUGCCAAUGAGUCCUUGCAGCUUCCUCUUCAUGAUAGACUGGAUUCAGUAAUGGAUGUAGGUACAAGUUUAUCCGCUGUUCGAAGUUCAGAUGUUGACGGCAAUGAUAACCAAGAAAAAGCAUUUCCUGGACAGCCUAUAUGUCCACCUGAAACAUCUGCUGGUGAUUCUUUGGAAAAUCCUUCUGUUCGUUCUAAGACAAAGUGGCCGGAGCAGUCUGAAGAGCUUCUUGGAUUGAUUGUGAAGUCCUUGAGAGCACUUGAUGGAGCUGUUCCACAUGGAUGUCCCGAACCAAGGAGGAGGCCCCAGUCCGCUCAAAAGAUUGCACUUGUACUUGAUAAAGCCCCAAAGCAUCUACAGCCUGACCUUGUAGCCUUGGUACCAAAAUUGGUUGAACACUCUGAACAUUCACUUGCUGCGUGCACACUUUUAGAACGACUUCAAAAGCCAGAUGCCGAGCCUGGACUGAGAGUUCCAGUUUUUAAUGCACUUAGUCAGUUGGAGUGCAGUAGUGAUACAUGGGAAAGUGUUCUUUUCCAGUCAUUUCACCUUUUGUCGGGUUGCAAUGAUGAACCUCUUGCUGCAACAGUGGAUUUCAUAUUCAAAGCUGCAAUACAUUGCCAACAUCUUCCGGAAGCAGUCCGAGCAAUCCGCAUGAGGCUAAAGGAUUUGGGGGCAGAAGUUUCCCAGUGCGUCCUUGAUUAUUUGAGCCGUACAGUUAAUAGCUGUGCUGAUAUUGCUGAGGCAAUCCUUCGAGAUAUUGAUUCUCAUAAUGGCUUCAGUGAGAACUGCUCGGCAGCUCCAUGUGAGAUUUUCUUAUUUGGGGAACACUGUCAUAACACUGAAAGGUCUGAUCCUGUGGAUGAGCAUUCUUUCGCGUCUGGUAAUAAUGUUUCUGAUAUCUAUAUUUUGAUUGAGAUGUUAUCCAUCCCCUGUCUUGCUGCUGAAGCAUCCCAAGCAUUUGAGAAAGUUGUUGCUCGAGGUGGUUUGCUGGCUCAAUCUGUAGCCAUGGCCUUGGAAAGGCGCCUUGCUCGGAGAUUAAAUUUAACCUCCGAAUAUGCUGCUGAAAUUUUUCAGCACACUGAUGUGGUCGUGGAAGGGGAAGCCAUCGAUCAACUAAGGGCCCAACAAGAUGAUUUUAAUUCAAUUCUUGGUCUUGCUGAGACAGUAGCACUUUCAAGAGACCCGCAUGUGAAAGGCUUUGCCAAAAUUCUCUACACCAUAUUAUUCAAAUGGUAUGCUGACGAUUCUUACCGAUUGAGGAUCCUCAAGAGACUUGUUGAUCGUGCUACCAGUAUAACAGAGAGUACUCGUGAAGUGGAUUUAGAUUUAGAUAUUUUAGCAACUUUAAUAUGUGAGGAACAAGAAGCUGUUAGACCAGUUCUUGGUAUGAUGCGGGAGGUUGCUGAACUUGCAAAUGUGGAUAGAGCAGCACUCUGGCAUCAGUUAUGUGCUAGUGAAGAUGAAAUUCUUCGCAGUCGUGAGGAAAGGAAAACAGAAAUCUCGAAUUUAGCAAAAGAAAAAGCUGUUAUGUCACAAAAGCUUGACGAAUCUGAGGCUGCUAAUAACCGUCUUAAGUCUGAAAUGAGGGCUGAGAUGGAUCGUUUUGCUCGGGAGCGGAAGGAUCUUACUGAGCAAUUACAAGAUAUCGAGAACCAACUUGAAUGGAUCCGGUCAGAGAGAGCUGAAGAAAUUGCAAAGCUCAUUGCUGAGAAAAGAGCAUUGCAAGACCGCUUGCAUGACACAGAGGUUCAACUUUCCCAAUUAAAAUCUCGAAAGCGAGAUGAACAGAAGAAAUUAGUGAAGGAGAAAAAUAUUCUCGCCGAACGGUUGCGGAAUGCUGAAGCUGCAAGAAAAAGAUUUGAUGAAGAAUUGAAACGCUAUGCUACUGAAAAUGUUACUCGAGAAGAAAUACGGCAAUCCCUUGAGGAUGAAGUUCGCAGGCUGACAGAAACUGUGGGACAAACUGAAGAGGAGAAGCGUGAAAAAGAAAAGCAGGUUGCUAGAUGUGAAGCUUAUAUUGAUGGCAUGGAGUCCAAAUUGCAAGUCAGCGAGCAAUACAUUCAUCAUCUUGAAGUAUCUCUUCAGGAAGAAAUGUCAAGACAUGCCCCACUAUACGGAGCUGGCCUUGAUGCUUUAUCGAUGAAGGAGUUGGAUACAUUGGCAAGGAUUCACGAAGAAGGGCUAAUGCAAAUCCACACCAUCCAACAACGGAAAGGAAGCCCUGGUGGUGGAAGCCCACAUUUUGUAAGCUCCCUAAACCUUCCGCAGCACAGUAAUGGUUUGUUCCCUGUUGCUGCUGCCCAUCAACCUCCUACAAUGGCUGUUGGACUACCUCCACCCAUUUUGCCAAACGGGGUAGGUAGGAUCCAUGGUAACGGGCAUGUAAACGGUUCAAUGGGACCAUGGUUUAAUCAUUCUUGAUUCUUCUUGGGGGCCGUUUGGAUAUUUAGUAUCAUAGCAGUCUAAGUUUGACUAUAAACCCCUCUCCCCUACCCCCUCCUCUCUCACCCUAGGAGUCCCUACCCUAGAUGUGUAGGGCUCUGGCUGGCCAUACCAUUUUUUUCUUCUUUUGAGCUGGCAUUUUCGGCUGAAAGGAACUAUUGGAAGGAGAGUAUGGGGGUGGGGAGGAUAUAAACUUUCAGAUUCCAAUAUAGCACCAGCCAGCAAUUGGAAAUGCUUCACUUUUUCUUCCACCAAAUCAAUCAUAAGGCAUUUU
This is a messenger RNA of Cuscuta campestris, 5591 nucleotides long. Lineage: Eukaryota; Viridiplantae; Streptophyta; Magnoliopsida; Solanales; Convolvulaceae. The record is from the annotation of a GenBank genome assembly.